AUGUUGCUAGUUUUGGCUGCGUAUUUUCCGAUACCGUGGAGGGGCGAGAAUGCUAUGUCAGAUAUGCGAUGUAAUGGCAUCAUGAGGACACUGGGAUCAGCUUCACGGGGCGCCCUGUGUGAAUUCUGGGCCAUCUCGCUGCCCGUGCACCCCCAACGAGCCGCCGGCAUCCACAACCAGGGCGACGGUGCCCGGGCGGCGGCAGCACUUGCGUCCUUGGGGGCGGCAGCAGCGGCAUCGGGGAGGAGGCGAAGAUGCAUCUGCUCAGCCGCUGACGACGACGAGUUGGGCUACGGGCGGGAGGACAUCGGCCCCGGCGGCGAGGAUCCGGAGGGCCGCUACACCUGGGAGCGCUGUGGAAUGGAGGUGGUAGUGACGGCCCCAGUGGAUGAGGAUGUCACCAAGAAGGAUAUCAAUGCCAGCUGGUCCCUGCGACAGGCGUCGCUCUCGAUCAGGGGCGAGGCUCUCUUCGACGGUGUCCCGGGCUGCGAGCUCGAUGUGGAUGAGUGUUUCUGGGAGAUCGACGAGGACGACGACGGAAACAAGAAGCUCAUGAUUCACCUGGCCAAGAAGGGAACGCUGUCCCGAUGGCCGGACACCCUCAUGAAAGGAUAG
Molecule: messenger RNA, 615 nt
Organism: Symbiodinium natans
Lineage: Eukaryota; Dinophyceae; Suessiales; Symbiodiniaceae
Source: the annotation of a GenBank genome assembly